AGUCUCGGCGGUUCGGCAGAAGGGCAGGACCGCGUCCCCGGAGCUGCCUCAAGCAGCUAGCUCUUUAUUCAGACGGAGCAGUUUCUAUAUUUGGUUUAAACGCCAAAGAGAGGCGGGUUGAGUUUCGCCACUGAGGUUGCUCCAAGACCGCAUGUGGAAAUCUGCGUCUGAAUCCGGAGGAAACGCAUCCAAGAGAGAGAAACCUGCCGACCCCCUCAGAGAAAGUGACGGACGGAGCAGAGCCUGAUCGCCGGGAUUUUUUUGCAUCAGUUUAGGAUAUUUCAGGCUGCUGCUUUGGCCCUGCCUGGAUUUCGUUCAGGGUAUAUCAACACAAAAAUUGCCUGAAUCAUAUUCCUAAACAUUUACGUUUGCAAUCUACAUUUUUUAAAAAAUUGUCCAUAAGAAGGAGACGGACCCAUGCGUAAUAACAGCGCUGGAUUUUUGGAAUACUGCAUAAAACAGUCCAGUUUUUCAUUGUUUGGAAGUAUUCUCAAGCGACAGAAAAGAGCGAGUGUUUCUUUUCACUUUGCUUUCAGAGGUUAAGCGCUGAAAAACGAGAAGCGCUUCUCGGUGCGCAAUCCUUCCGAGGACGCUUCUGAGAGACUCCGCCGACCUGCGCUCUUAACCUCCACACUCUAUCGGCAGCCAAGUCGAGCUAAUAAAAGGGUGGGGGGAAGAAAGGAGGCGAAGCUUAUUAACUUUGCAUGCUCAAGGCGAGAUUGUGGAAUCUUUCAUUUUUGCAUACCACUGGAAGACGAGGAUAAACUUAAUCAGCAUUGAAUCUUUGCAGAGAAGCAGCAGCAGCAGCAGCAGCUGGAUUUCUGGGGGGAAGCGGAAUGAAUCCUUUUUAAUUUGGCCCAAAGAAGAAUGAGGCAGAUUGCUUAACGAUUGCAUGGAGUUCUAGUCUGUAAUAAGGAACAAUUUAUGGUUGUCCGCAGAACUCCCCCGGUUGUAAUACUGUGCCCACCUCGCCAUGCUGGCCUGUCUGCAGAGAAGGCAGAACCCCCCGCCCCAGCACCCGGUGUGUGCCAGCAAGAGCUUGGAGCCGCCGCAAGUCCUCGGACGGAAAUGUGACCUGGUGGUACCUUCACCUUCCUCACGGUACCCUACAGCAGCAGAACUUGAUGCUUAUGCUCAGAAGACGGCGAACAGCCCGCUGUCCAUCAAGAUUUUCCCCACCAACAUCAGGGUUCCCCAGCACAAGCACCUUAACCGGACUGUGAAUGGAUAUGAUACCACAGGGCAGCGCUACAGCCCUUACCCCCAUCUCCACACAGGAGGGUACCAGGGUCUACUUGCCAUUGUCAAGUCCUCAUCACCGUCGUCCACCUUUGGUCAUUCUAAAGGUGUUCUCAAGAACUCAGAAGGCAGACGGACUAAACUCUCUCCAGCUCACAUAGCUGUGGCCCCGUAUCCACCGCCUAAUAGUAGCACUUUAGCCAGCAGUCAUGGCCAAAUGGUAUACCACUCUGGGCCCUCAAAGCCUCCAGAUGGCUCUGGACAUUCAGUACCCCCAAAUGUCACUGUGGCUGGCUCUGUGAUUCCUGUAACCGGGGGCCGAGGCCUGUCCCUGCCUGCACAGUCAAAUCUCCCCUCCAUUCAGAGUAUCAUCUAUCAGAUCAACCAACAUUGCCAGGCUCAGGCCCUGCAGCAGGUGUGUCAGGGGGCUUCCACUGCACCAACAAAUUCCAGCCCCUCCAAGCAGGUCACAGCAGUCAUGGGGGUCGGUUCGAGCUCCUCAGGUGGAGGCUAUGUCGUAGGAAUGGGUCCCCAGGCUAACAUGGUGUACACUGGAUCAGGGCUGCCAGCGCAAAGUGCAGAAGUAAUGAAGAGCGGCGUGUACGCAGAGGGUAUGGACUACAUCCUGUGGCAGAAACAACAACAGCAACAACACCAACAGCAGCAACAACAGCAGGCCGUCCUCCGCAUGUACAGCGGAGGCAGCGGAGGAGGGGGCGCCAUCAGCAAGUCCCCCGAAACCUGCAUUCCAGGUGGGGGAAUCAUGGCGGCCCAGGUGUCCUCCUCGUCCUCCUCCAGACCUUACCACCUGACAGCGAGCGCCAGCGGCGGGGGCGGGCUUGACAAAGUCAGCUCUUCCCCUUUGAACUGUGUGGGCAUGCACGGGAAUUUCUCAGUGGGUCAGUACUUUGCACCACCGUGGAACAGUGUGCUGGUGACUCCCGACAGUGACUGCUACAACCCCCAGGAGCUGCUGGGCACCUCCACGGGAGGCCCGGCGACGGGCCACAGAGAAAUGGGCUAUCCUCACCACCAUCACCACUACCACCAUCACCACCACCACCCCGCCGUUGACAGCGGUGGGGGUGUGUGCUGCAGCCUGCCCAGCAAGAGUCUGUGCAACACCUCAGUGCUGAGCAGCAGCCUGCAGUCUCUGGAGUAUCUGAUCAACGACAUCCACCCUCCCUGCAUCAAGGAGCAGAUGCUCGGCAAAGGCUACGAGACUGUGUCGGUGCCGCGGCUGUUGGACCACCAGCAUGCACACAUCCGCCUUCCUGUUUACAGAUAGAACGGACGGGUGGGAGGGAGGAGAGGAGGAAAUUAAUCAAGAAUUGUGAAUUUAUGAAGAAAAUCAAGACAGAGAUGUUACGGGACUGUUGUGAGUGCCACAGCUUUAACGAUCGUGGCAUCUUAGAGAAGAGCAGUUGCUGUGCUGUGUAACCGUAGAUUUUCUGGUUUCAAAGCAGGCUGUGGGGAAUCCCUAACACAAGAGGCAGUAGUUACUGCCAGCGGGAUGGAAAAGGGAUUCCAAGAUUCUCCUGAUGUUCCAUUGUGUGGUUUGCCAAUAGGAUUUUUGGAUUAAUAUUUUUUUUUUUUUUAUGCUUUGUUGUUUUAUCUUCUUAAACUGUUUUUUUUUUUUUUUUAUGAGAAUCAUAGCUUGACAUGAAGUGCAUACGCCACUUGUAUCUCCUCUCCAAAUACUAAGGAUGAAGCUACUGUGUAGGUUGUCACUGAAAUGGUCUUAAAGGGCCAGCGCUUAGGGCUGCUUUUAAAACCCAAAAUUCAGUAACAGUACAUACGUACAAAAAUGUGCUGAAAAAACCAGAGGAUUACUAGCAGUUCUAGGCUGUUCUUAUAAAAAGGAUCACAAGGUUGAAUCUAAAAGGGUAGUACAAUAUUAGUUAUUGUUGCUGUUAUAAUUGAUAAAUUAAUUGCACUGCUUGAAUUUUGUUAACUUUGAAGUUUGGAAUUGGGUAGUUUGGAUAUGAUAUAUUUAAGAAACUUGAAAAACUUGAACCUAUUUUUUGUUGUUUGAUAUAUUUGUAGGUAUAUUAUAUGUAUUGGCUGCUACAAGGAAAAGUGUCUCAACUGUUUUUUUUUUUUGUUUUUUUUUAUCGUAUUCUAUUGUUUUCCCUUUUUUCGUCACUAUGAUUUAAAAUUUCCUCCUUAAGCUGACGUGCGGUCUCUUAUGUUCUGACGUGAGGCAGAGUUGCUGCUUUGGUUCUGUGAGAACCUGAACGGAGAGCUCUUUUUUUUUUUUUUUUUUUUUUCCCUAACCGACACUGGAGCCGACAAUAAAUUUCAAAAUACUUAUUUAAAAGAAAAAAAUGUUGCAAAAAAUAUGAAAAACAAACAGAAAUGUUACAGUGAAGAAUGUGACUGGGAGGGAACAGAGAUAACCUUAUGCAUACGGUAGCUUGUAAAGGAGACGUUUGACAUUUUCGCUUUUCUUCACAGUUCGACCCCAAACCUCAGAGGUUUUAUUUUGAUUCCUGUUUCAGAUCAACACAACGUUGUGCCUAAUUGGGAACUGAUUUAACUUAUUACACUUAUUCUUUCCAUGUAGAAGAAAAGCAUACCCAUACGAUGAAGCUGCCACCACAAGAGCAUGUUUACUGUGUCCCAUACACAGCUUCUGCCAAACUGCAGAUGAGAUCUGUUUUGGCUUUUUUUUUUUCCAGCAAAGGGUUUCUUCUCAUUACCCUUACACAGAGUUAAUUGUCUUGUUACCAGAUUUUGAUCUCUACAGCUCCUCCAGAGUUAACAUGGAUCUCUUGGCUGUUUUAUUUUAUUAGUGCUCAGUCCUCUGUGACUCUUUCCAAAUUAAGAAUGUUGUUUUACAAUCUAAAUUUCCCAUCAGUCAUUCUUUGACCUACCUGUUAUAUUCCUGGUCUUCAUGUUUGUGUUCAAAUGUUCUCAAAAAAGUCAUUUUUGAGGUCUUGAGCAGAUGACUGAAACGGAAUUAAACACAAGAGGCUCAAAAAUAUUUGACCUUUUCCUUUUUACAUCACAAUCAUGCACUACUUUGUGUUGAUCUAUCGCAUAAAAUCUCAAUAAAACGCCUUGAAAUUUGUGUUUGUAACACGAAAAAUGGUUUUAAUGUUAAAGGGAAAACCUUUACAAGGCGCUGUAUGUUGAAGCGUGUAUGCGGCAGAGUGCAUGUGUGUUUGUACCUUCUUAAUUUGCGUUCUUCAAAAUCCUCAGACUUUUUUAUUUUAUUGUGUGAUUACCAGACUUUUCCAGCGAGACUGACCGACUGACUCAGCAGUCCCAUAAACAUUAUGACAAACAUUAUGACUGAGUUAUGUACAGGAGAUAACUUGCUCCUUUUUAUUGGAGGCUUUAGAUUUUCUGUGCAGGUGGAGUCAUUUGACUCCUUUAUUGCUGCACUUACAGCAGCUGUGAAAACAAAUUAGAUCGUACUUUUGGGGUACUUUAUUGUUGCAAACGAGUACAAAACGAAAACAAUCAUGCCCUGUCUUUUUUUCUUUGUUACCCAUUUCAGCUACGGGUGGGGGUGCAGUUGGCCCGGGCCAGUCUUAACUUUGAUGAUUCAGAGCAGUGAAAUAUUCAUUAUGACUGUGAGAUUUCCCCGAAUGUACUGCACUUAAAUCACCACAAUAUUUUGUUGCCUUGUGGGACCCGAGCGGGUGAGAAACAUUGUAUCAGUGCAGCGGCUCUCUGGUCUUAAAUUAGCAUUUCUUUUGUCAGUCAAAUUUCAGCGGCAAAUUGAAUUUAUUAACUGGACAGAAUGAGAGAACGGGGAGCUUUGUUGUGGAGAAAUACUGGCAUCGGUCUAGAUUUAUGAAGUGCAAUUAUAAUGACUGUAUUAACAUUUUUUUCUCUGAGCUUACACCAAAAAAAAAAAAAUGUAAACUACAGUUUUCAAUACAUUCCCAAUGUACCACAUCCCCAAUCUUUAUCUCUGGUUUCUUUGUUUUGAUUUGUUCCAAGGUGUAAAAUAAAUUCCUUUAAGAAUAUAUUCAGAAGCCAUACCUUGGCUAUGAAGUCUGAUUAUUUUUCUUCACACUUGCUCUCUGGAGGCCAGUGGGAUCCUGGGCCUUUGUUGUAGUAGAUCUACUAGACCCGUAAUGUAAUCUGACGUGUGAUUCCUUAUUGGUUAGAGCUAUGUAUUUUUGAUGGAUUUUCUAAAUGUUUAGACUUUGGUCAUCCCGAGAGAAAAGGAGAAAGAGUGCUGCCAGAAAAAGUUGUUUUUUUUUUCCUUAAAUAAAACUCUUGUAUGGAUUAUGGAAGAAAACAGGGGAGACUAAAAGGUGGAAUAGGAAAUUAAUAUCCUUUUAUUGUUACUUUUUGCAAAAAACUCUCCAAACUCUCAUCGUUGCAUGUCGAACUACAGCUGAUUCAGGUUUUUGAUGGCUGACAGAUAUUUCAGACUUGAAGAAUAAAAGCCUCUUGGCUUAAAUUUGCAUAGUAAAACCUCAACAUUGCAGAGAUGCAUCAUGUUUCAGCACCCAAAUUCUUUAGCCGCAGUCUGAUUUCAGCAUAUUUUCUGCGUGGUGGAAGUAUUUUUGACAGAUUUACACAUACGUCCCAUGCCCAAAUCCUUUCCGUUUGACUUCUGUGUCCAAGCAUUAAACCGCGUCACAUGAUGUUGCAGUGAAAAGGGAGAUGUUUUAAGGCAGUGGAGUUUCUAGCGUCUGUGUAUCUCCCAUCCCCCUCCCCCAGUGGAGAUCUGAGGCACCAGGCCUCCUCAGCUAACGGAAACGUUAGGUGACAUCUUGGCUACUGGACAUUGCCGUUCGAGAUUGUUAAUCCAAAAUAGUUGACUGAAAUCAAGGGCACAGUUGUGAAGAGAAAAAAAGAGAUUUGAUUUCAACGUUUUACAUAAAUUAAAUUCUAAAAAGUGUGUUGUGUAUUCUCAUUCAUACCAGCUGAGUCAACGCCGUGUGGAGACUGAGACUGUCCAUGCUUUGCACAGGGCCUCUGUGAAUUCGAAUCUUGCUGCAUAUUUCCAAAUUGAUUUUGGUCUUGACUUUGACUGGGCCAUUGAAGUCCUUUGAUCAUACCCACUUGUGUUAGCUGUGUGUUUAGGAUUGUUGUCAUGCAGGGAUGUGAACCUCAGACUCUACCAGACCUUGUGUCUUUUUCCAUCUCUCUCCCCCCCGACUGUACAUAGCUUCCCUGAAGAAAUGCAUCCCCACAAAGUGAUGCUGCUACCACCAUGUUUCACCCUGGGAAUGGUGUGAUGUGCAGUGUUAGUUUUUAGCAGCCAUGUGUGCAUGAGGACAAACAGUUGAAAUCCUUCCACAUAUCUGCAGUGCAGCCUAAUGAUGUGCACUGGAUUUUACUAAGAGGUAUCAAAGUAAAAGGAACUAAAUACAAAAUACACACCACACUUUUGAGAAUUGUAUUUAAGAGAUAAACAUGAAGCAUUUUUCUUCCACUGCUUUCUGCUUCUUUAUCAUCUAAAAGACAUUGAGGCUUUUGUUGUAGCGGGACUAAAAGGUGAAAAGUUCAAAGGCUCUGGCAAAACAUAACAAAACUGGCUCCACAAAUGAGAGUUUCAAAUCAUUUUUAUGCAACCCAGGCUGGUCCAGCAUCCCCCCCAUCACUUCUUCUUGAAGCACAGGCUCCCAACUGUCUGUCCCUCUGCUCCUUCACACACAUUAAUGAGCCCCUGUUGAAGGCACGCAUCUUAGCCCUGCAAUUCUGCUCCACUCCUCUGUUCCUCAUUCGGACAAUGGACGCUCAGCUCAUAUUAGGAUAAUAGAAUUAAAUUUCAAAUAGAUUUGUGCCUGGGCUGAUCCAGCCACGGCUCACUCAGCUGCAGAGGCAGAGUGGCAUAUGGCAGGUCAUUAUCUAAAGCCCACCCUUCCUCUACCCCCCUUACCCCCCCCCUUCCAGGGCCAACAGGGUUCAGCGGCGCUUAAACAAACCGAAGGUUAGGACUGGCUGUCUGGCUGGCGUCGGAGGGGAGGACAGCAGGGUCUGAGUGGUGGUGGUGGUUGGGAGGGAGGCGGGCGGGUGGUGUUGCUAUAUCACAGACGCCACAGCAUCUCUGAGGGCCUGAGUGCCGCACCAUGGCGCCCAGGCUUGUUUUAAAAGCCAGGCUGCGAUUGAUGGAGGGGGAUUUGUUUUCUGUUGGAUUAUACAUGCUCGCUCCCUGCUUGACUGAGGGGCCCUGUGCAAUCUGACAGAGAAAAGAAGGAAUGAAUAAAGAGGAAAAAAAAGGAAGGAUGCGGGUAAUUUUUGACUCACAAAAAGCCUCAAAGCAUUGGUAAUCAGGAUAAUUGACACUUUCCCUCAAAUCUUUGACUGGAGACUUAACGUGUCUCGGUUUUCUGCAGAAAAAUCCUCUAUUUUCACUAACCAGAGAAACAUUUCAACUCAUCUUGUUCUGCGAAUGAUUAAUCACAGCAACACCGCCUUCUGAUCGAGGACAUUUAAAUCUAUAACUUAUCUCUGAGGCUACAGACCGCUAUUGACUGCUAACACGUUUUCAAGGGCAAUGAGAGGCUCAUGGAGGAUGGUUGGAGGGCAAAGUGUAGGAAAAGUGACUUAUGCUGGCUGUAAAAAUCCCUUAGUAAAUCCCAAUAAGUCCAUUAAGACCUUUGCCCUGUGUAAAGGUUUAUAGUCGCAUAUUAUGCACCUUAAAUACUGCUGAGAAGCAAAGGGGGAAGCAGGCUCAGCUCUUUUGCUCUCAGAAUGAAGGGAGUGGAGGGAUUGAGGAAAAGGAAAAGGCAGCUGCUUGUCCUGUGGAGUGAUGGCGGCGCUUCUCCAACCUCCACACGACGGGUGUGGUGAGGGUCGACUCCAGUCAUGUCCCUCCUCAAUUGGGGCUCUUGUCUUCGAUCCUCCUCAGGAUCUGAGAUUGGAUGAAUUCAUGACACCAGUUCUCUCUGUUUCCCUCAUACCUGGCAGGAAAACACUUCCAUCAAUAAUUCACACGGUCCUGGAGAGAAUUGUAUCUCUAAACCACCAGCUGUAGCUGUGUUGCUCUAUAUGUCUUUGAAGAUGUGUUGUUUUUCUUCACAAAUCUCUGAGGUUAAAACUGUGAAGGCAUGGGCUUGUUAGUGGCACCAAGGUUUUCAGACGCUACAGUGAUGUUCCUAUAGUUUUACUGCCAGCAGAGAAAGGGACAUUUUCUCUCAGGCUCAAUGGAGAAAAACCUGCCCCUCCCACACAUGUUGCUGCACACUGUCUGUCAUCAGGCUGAAACAGGGUUUUACACUUCUCCUAGCUCAAGACAAAAAAAAAUAGGCUCUUAGGAAAUGUUUCUUUCAAAAAACAAAAACGAAAUGAAAUGCGCUUUACCAUCAUUCUUUGUAAUUUAACGGUGACUAUAAACUACAAAUGCUAGGAUCUGCUUGUAAACUACAGACAAGCUAUCCAAGCAGCUAAGUAUCGAUGCGUCAGGCAUGAGCGAAUCGCCUCUAAGAGACAAAUCUCCAGCUGCUUCUUCUCAGCUCUUCUGAGAGUCCAUAUGCAGGCAGGACUUUACUUUGAUCAGUGCAAGUGGCGUCUUUCUGUUUGAUGAUGAAGACAGCAAAUCUAAAUUCCUAAAUUUAAAAAUCAGGUAACGAGUAAAUCUGCUCAGAUACCUGUGAAUUUUUGCUCUGUUGUAAAUUUUAAGGUUUCACUAAAUUGCUGAACAAUAGUAAAAAGAAGAUGAUAAUAAUAAUAAUAAGAAGAAGAAAAUUUAUCUAAAAGCACUGAUUAAAAAAUGUGUAUCAUCACGAUAAGCACUUAAAAAAACAAAGAAGUUUAGCCUUUUUUAGGAAUCCACUUCAAAGUGCAAUAAUUAAAUGAUAAAAAUAUCAUACCUGUUAUAAUCAACCAGUACUGGAAGAGAUCAUGUCAUACAUUUUUUUAAAAUAUUUGUGUUUUUAUUGUGUACACCAGGGUAAUGUCUCUUAUAAGUUAGAGUCUGCUACGAGUUAUUGUUUGGACAGAUGUGAGCACCACAGAUGUUAAAUAUAAUUUUUUAUAAACUGUGCCAAGAGGCAAAAAAAAAAAAAACUUAACACACAAAGCUGAAUUUUUUUCCCCUAAAGCCACAACUUCACAGCAGGGUGUUCCCGGAGCUUACACCCGUUUUAUUUCUGUGUAUGUUUAAAUGAAAAAGCUUGUGACCUCCACAUAUUUGUCUAGUCUCUUACUGAAUACCAUCUAAACACAAAAGUCUGAGGAUUUUGCCCUUUUUUUUCUCUCUCUCUCUCUCUCUCUCUAUUUGGAUUCUUUUAUGGUUUGUGAGGCAGUUUCUGUGUUUUCGUCUUUUUUUUCCCAGAUGAUCUCAAGUGCACCAACGCUGCCAAAGUACGAGGGUGCCGCAACCUUGAGAAAAUAAUAUAUAUGGAAAUGGGAAAUCUAUAAAGCAUCUCUCUUAUUGUUUUCCCUGCAGUACUGUGUUUUAAAAAAAAUGGUUUUGUCUCCUCAGGAUGAAAAAAAAUGUAAAGAGUACAAUGCUUCUUUCUUCUUUUCAAACAAUAACAAUAUACGAGUCUUAGAUUUCGAAAAAGAAGUCUGAAUAUAAAAAGAAAAGCUGUAAAAUCCUUUAGUCGCGAGGGUUUUCAGCUUUUGAAUGUGCCUACAGCCAAGCAUCGCAGUGACGACUUACCCUCUCCAGAUCUGCAACCAUCAUCUUCAAUUUGCUGAAACUGCCACAGUCUCUCCUCCAUCUCAACCAUCACAGGAGACAUUUUCUCUGCUCCCUGCUUUUUGUCAAUCUCAGGACUGCAGUUUCUUUACUUUAAUGUAGAUUGGCUGUUUUUCAUUUGACCUUUCCUCUCUUAUGUACAAUGUUUGACAUAAGGAAAUAAAGCAGAUGACUUCUA
Gambusia affinis (western mosquitofish) is the source of this 10034-nucleotide messenger RNA. It is a transcript of the gene fam222aa, whose product is annotated as family with sequence similarity 222 member A. The record is from RefSeq and is a predicted model, not a curated record. The coding region runs from base 974 to 2527 and encodes 517 amino acids. NCBI's taxonomy places the organism in Eukaryota, Metazoa, Chordata, Actinopteri, Cyprinodontiformes, Poeciliidae. The transcript has 3 exons.